Alosa alosa (allis shad) is the source of this 2408-nucleotide messenger RNA. It is a transcript of the gene rd3, whose product is annotated as retinal degeneration 3, GUCY2D regulator. NCBI's taxonomy places the organism in Eukaryota, Metazoa, Chordata, Actinopteri, Clupeiformes, Clupeidae. The transcript has 3 exons. The coding region runs from base 418 to 1113 and encodes 231 amino acids. The record is from RefSeq and is a predicted model, not a curated record.
UUCGGGAGCGAGUACCGCUUGCACCGGGACUUAACAGAGAGGACAAUCAGAGAGAAAGAGAGUCCAACAGCUACAGGAGGAGGAGGAGAGAGGGAGGUGGUUAAUUUUUAAGAUGCACUCAGAGUUGCAAGCAAACCUGCUCAUACUGUUCACAUAACGGUCGAUUAACGUAGGACCAUCGUCUAUGCACGAUUUUCUGGCGUGUUUAAAAUAAAAAAUAUUGUUUAUCUACAUCGUUUAUCUACAUGUUCAUCCCUUUAGCGACGUCCAGGCACUGGAUGAUAAGUCAGUAAACCUCAAUCCCCACAAACCACCCCACAAACUGACCCUCAGCCACAGACGCUCCGGACACACAGACCCCCGUCCCUACUCAGCGUCCUCCGCUGCUCGUCUGCGUCUGUGUCUCCGUCUGGGCCGAUGGCGUCGUGGUUUGGCUGGGGGGGCAGCGAGCCGCAGUACCGGAGCCCCCGGCGGGAGCCCUCGGAGGUGGUGACGGACACGCUGAUGCUGGAGCUCAGCUGGCAGCUGAAGGAGGCCGAGAGGUUGCAGCGCGAGCGUGACAGCGAGUACCGGCGCCUGAAGACUGGUGUGGACUACAGCUGGCUGGUCAGCACACCCCGCAGCAGCUUCGACAUCAGCCCCGGCGAGCGCCACGCCCUCGAGGAACUGUGCGCCAAGGUGCCGCCGGCGCACUGUGGCGCCGUCAUACUCCGGUUCCGCCAGGUUCUGGAGGAGAACGAGCCGGAGGUGCUGGAGGUGCCAGGCCUGUUCCGUUCGGUGUUGCUGGAGUCGCUGGAGCGCGUGCGUGAGGAGGAGGAGGCGCAGCGUCUCUCCCAGCAGUGGAACAGCCGCCAGCGCGCUGUCAGCAUGUCCCUGCUCAGCUUCCGCAGCCGUGUCCGCAUCAACCCGUUCGGCAGCAGCGCGCACCUCACCUCCACGGCCAACGGGGGCCCUGGCGACGCCUACGAGCCCGAGGUCAAGACUGUGUCCGAGGACGUGGAGAGGGGGCUCGGGGCCGUGCCGGGGAUGAGGGCUGGAGGAACUGGACGAGCCCCCCGUGUGUGCAGCAUGCCUGACUUCAGGCACCAGGGCAUAAAUGGCCAUGUUGGGUGAUGGGAGUAAUAUGGUGAAGAGAGAGAGAGAGAGAGAGUGAGAGAGAAUGAGUGGAGGAUGCAAAUUGCAAAUGACUGAGUUUAUAAAAUGGAAAAUGAGUGAGAGAAAAGUAUGAAACUGUCAUCAUGACAGUAUGUACAGAAAGGUAUGGAAGUACUGGAGUGUUUUGUCAGAAAUGUCCUUUCCUGGUUCUGGUUUGUGGGUGGAGAGAGCAAUAAGGACUUUUAGUACCUCACCCCUUUUUUUUUAUUUCGGUGGCAGUAUCACAACCAACAAUCCAAUACAUAAGCCUAACCCUAGCCAUUAACACAUCUACUAAUAAUUACGUUGAAGAGCUUAUAAGAGAUUAUAAGGUAAUUACAGGUUUUUUUGACAGUAUAAACUCAGUGAGCAGGAAUGAAAAUAUGUCAAUAUUACAUUGGAUUGUGUAACCACAUAGUGGGUGUAGGAUGUGAAUCUAGGUCUUCAGCUGCAAAGUUGCUGAAGUCAAGAUUGUGUCAUUGACCACAGUAAGUCAGGCCAAUUCAUCAACCAGCGUUACUCACAGAACUGUGCAAUUUGUAAAGGCCAGGAGACAGGCAAUUUACUCUGCAGUUAGACCUUCACAACCAGAGAUUCAGUCUCCACAUAAUAAUUUUCAGGUCUUACGUAAAUGUUUUCUUGUCAGAAUGUUUCUGUAGCUCAACUGGUUCCAAGGUGCUAUCUACUUCAAGGUCAUCUCAUUCAAGGGUGCAUGCAUGCAUAAUGAAGAAUUAUUCAAUGGUAACACUUCAGAUAAAAGCAUGUACUGAAUAGCAUCAGUUCAAUGAAAUGUUGGGAUUUAUAAAGGCUGCUUAUUGUUUCAGACUUGAGGAAACCUUCUAAUUUGUACAAAAUGUUGCCUACAUGCUUGCAGUAUGUAACAAUAGAAUGCUGUGCUUCUUCUUGUCAUACAUUUGUGUUUGCCUUUCCGGCACUAACGUGUGAGAUUUGGAGUGUCUGGGAACUAAUCUGUUCUUAAUCAUUCCCACUCCUCUCAGAAGUGCUUGGAGAGCAAUUUAAUAUGUCCUCUGGAGAUAUUGGUUUCUUUCAAUUUUACAGGAGUUUUUUUUUUCCAGAAAGUAAACAUUUGAAAAUAAAUUGACAAUUUGUUCAAGCCAUGCUUUGUCCUCAGAACAAUAUAACAUUGUUCCUAAUUCUAAAGAUAUUGAAAUUGUAGACUGAAACUGUGUUCCUGGGACUUCAUGCUGCAGAGGUCUGCGUUAUCAGUAAUAACACACACCAUGUACUGUAAAUUAAUAAAAUAAUUGUACACA